Amborella trichopoda is the source of this 2636-nucleotide messenger RNA. RefSeq lists its product as uncharacterized. The record is from RefSeq and is a predicted model, not a curated record. Gene Ontology annotation, molecular function: DNA binding; DNA (cytosine-5-)-methyltransferase activity. Gene Ontology annotation, biological process: negative regulation of gene expression via chromosomal CpG island methylation. Lineage: Eukaryota; Viridiplantae; Streptophyta; Magnoliopsida; Amborellales; Amborellaceae. Gene Ontology annotation, cellular component: nucleus.
CUAAACAUUGCAUCUCUCUCUCUAGAAUCUUGUUCUUUCUGCCAUCUCCCCUUCUCUUUCUUGGUUUCUCUGUAAUUGUGCUUGAUUGCCCCUGUUCCAUCCAUGGAGGACUCAUCCAAUGCCCUCAGACGAGAAAGACCUCCAAACCCACACAGCAAUGGUGAUGACUCUUCUCCUGACAUAGGAACGCCCAAAAGAAGUGCUUCUUCUACUGAUUCAAUAAAUCUUUUGACGACUUCUGUUGCUUCAAUGGAGAAUUUGGUGCCCACCAUGAUUCCUGCAGCUGGUUCACAAGAUAAUUUGGAUACAACUCCGGGUUCUCUAUCUGGUUUGGAAGAGAUCACGAGUUUGGUUCAUGGUUCGUGCUCUUCAUCAGAAGAAGUACACGAAUCCAUGGAUGUUCCAGAAGAGAGGGAAAACCCAAUCGCAGUUUCUCUCUCUAGUCCACUGGCAACAUCUCUGCAAGUGCAAGACUCUUCCUCCGAUGAAGAAGAGAAUCAAGCAUCCAUUGUGAAUUCUGGAGCCAUGUCAUCUUCUCAUAUCGAUCAAGAAAGGGAACAUGUACCAAUGGAGAUUAUUCCUCUGAAUUCCAAUGAAAUGGAGGCUUCUUUAUCAGAAAACAUGGAGGCUUUAUUCAUUGAUCAACAAGAGCCUGGUUCAAUAGAGAAUCCCGACCUCACCAUUCGAGAAGGACAACAUUCACAAGGAAACCAAGAAGAGGCAGGAGCAGGAGGAGAGGAAGUAGAAGAAAGACCAGAAGAGGCACAAGCAGAAGGAGGGGGAGAAGUGGAGGAAGGAGAAGAAGUAGGGGGAGGAGGAUCACACUCUCGUGCGAUAACAAACAACUCAGACAUUGUGAUCAAAGUGACAAUAGAUCAUGAGAGAGAUCUGAUCAGACUAACCCAAUCUGGAGAAAAUGAGUUGGGUCGACCCCAAAGAAGGCUUAUGAGAUUUUCCAUUAUAAAUGCAGCAGCACAAAUGGUUUGCUUUGAUGACACAAGGCCCGGAAACCUCUUCAUCUCAGGCAUGGUUCUUCCUUUUAAUGGCCCUGAAUCAAAUAUUCAGAUCUAUUGUGAGUCUUUUGGGCCAAUUCGUUCAUGGUGUAUAACUGGCUUUCUUGAAGAGUCCCACGCAAUUUGGGUCUCAACUGAUAUCGCUGACUACCUUUGUGUAAAGCAUGAAACAUUGUACCUCCCUCUCUAUAGUCAAUUCAUAGAUAAGGCCUUCCUUUGUAUUCAAACUUUUCAAGAGCUAGAGAAUGACCCCGCAUUGGAGAUGGAUUUACUUUUAAAUCAUCUUGUUGGCAUUUUGUUUGAUGAAUGGGACGGUUCCCGCCCCUUUAAUGCAGCGCUGAUGGCGGUGAAGUGUCAUCUGCCAUUUAUAGCUGAUCAGUUGGUUGGGCUUGAUCGAAGGUUCUCUAAUUUUCAGGCAAUAGAAACAAUCAGUGCGAAGUUUAAGGAUCAGGUAAACAAGUUUGAAAUGCUUAGGCAAAUGAACAUGAUGAACGGCCGGAAAUUGUCCGGUUCUUUCUACUCGAUCCAAGAUUAUAACAAGAAGAACCAUGGGGAGUGCCCCCAAAGUAGUCACAAAAGAUCCAUGACAGAGGCUUCCUCCUCCUCCUCCUCCACUACUCCCAGAUGUAAGGAGAAAUGUUCCAUCGAAACUAAUGACACACAUGAGAGGAAUCUCGACACGGCACCCAUGGAUCCUCAGGACAUAGGAGAAAAAACGGAGUCAGAAGCACUUAGCAUGACCCGAACUGGAGAUAGAGAGGCCAAACGGCCCUCUCGAAUACUUAGGGGAUUCGAGAUUUUGGAUCGGAGAGAAGCUAUGCGACCAAUUGAAGACUCUGAGUCCUACGAAUUGUACAUUACCUCUGAGAUUUGGCCACUCCAAAUAGCCAAUUCGAACCUAGAGGUACGAUGUGAGAUGUUUGGGGAGAUCACCUCCUGGUGCAUUACAGGUUACAAUGAGGGGAUCCCUUUUAUUUGGGUUUCAACUCGAGUCGCAGAUUAUUUUUGUCAUGAGCCCAAUGAAGGUUACAUGCCCUUCUUUAAGGCCUUCUACGAAAAGGCGAAGCUCUGCAUUCUAGCCUUUCAGAUUCUAAAUAAGGCACCAUAUAUGCACUUUGACGAGUUUUUGCUAAAACUGGUUUUAAGUCUAAUGGACUGUUUACGCACCUUCAAAGAGGAAGAAGCCGCUCGGGACUAUGUGAAUUCUCAGUUGGGUUUCGUGGCCCAGCAGUUAAUUGAACUCGAUAUGAGCGUCUUCUCUAAAUUGCCAGUCAUAAAGACUAUAAUAAGUAAGUUCAAUGUGAAUGUUGGAGAGGCAAUGAAUAGGAAGGCACGCCAUUCAUUUUUCUCGAUUGAUGGAAAGAACGAGGGGAGACAGGUCAGUAGCAGUCCAGUGAUUCAUGAGAGUAGAAGAGAAGCCUAAGCCAAGAGAGCUUAUGGGGAUCAGGAAAGGAGAGAUCAUGUUGAAGCCAGGGUUAGUAUCUUUUUGUGAAAGCGCUCUCUCUCUCUCUCUCUCCCUCUCUCUGCUAUGUGAUUUCUCAAAGUUGGAUGUUCUCUCUCUGUCUCUGUAUGUGUCUACUAUGGCAUCCCUUGAGGCUGUAAGUUUUCUGUGCGUAAUUUCUA